Messenger RNA from Musca domestica (house fly), 1813 nucleotides. RefSeq lists its product as uncharacterized. The coding region runs from base 103 to 1596 and encodes 497 amino acids. The transcript has 2 exons. NCBI's taxonomy places the organism in Eukaryota, Metazoa, Arthropoda, Insecta, Diptera, Muscidae. The record is from RefSeq and is a predicted model, not a curated record.
CUCCAACGAAACUGCAUCAGUCUCAUUUGAAUUGGAGACAGUAACUCAUAGGAAUCACCUUUGAUCUUCCACUUUUUUAACCCAAGCAAGAAGAUUCCUAACAUGAAGGUUUUCGUUUGCGUUUUAGCAGUUUUGGUGGCAUCAUGCUCAGCUGGCUUCCUGGGCGGUAGCUCUGGUGGCGGUGGAUACAGCGGUGGUCAUGGCGGCGGUCAUGGUGGUUACAGCGGUGGCCACGGUGGCGGCCAUGGAGGUGGUUAUGGCGGUGGUCAUGGUGGCGGUGCCGCCGUUCACACUGUCAAGGUAAUCCAUGCCCAAGGCGGUGCUUCCCAAGGAGGAUAUGGUGGAGGCUAUGGAGGCGGUUAUGGUGGUGGUGCCGCUGCCGGCGGUGCUGCUGUCAAGACCAUCAAGGUUAUUCAUCAACAACAAGCUGGUGGUUAUGGCGGUGGUGCUUCUGCCGGAGGUUUUGGUGGCGCCCAAGAGGUUAAGACUGUCAAGGUUAUCCAUCAACAACAGGCCGGUGGUCAUGGUGGUGGUUAUUCUUAUGGUGGUGGAGCCGCUGCUGGUGGCCAAGCCGUUAAGACAAUUAAAAUUGUGCACCAAGAACAACACCAACAACAUGGAGGCUUCUCUGCUGGCGGUGGCGCCCAAGAGGUAAAAACCAUCAAAGUUAUCCAUCAACAACAACAACAAGGCGGUGGUCAUUCCUAUGGUGGUGCUGGCGGUCAUGGCGGUGCUGAACAUGUCAAAACCAUCCAAGUUGUCCAUGAACAAGGUGGUGCUUCGGCCGGUGGUUACUCCGGAGGUUACUCCGCUGGCGGUCAUGGCCAUGGCGCUGCUGAAGAAGUCAAAACCAUCAAAAUUGUCCAUGAACAAGGCGGUGCUGCUGCUGGUGGUUACUCCGGCGGUUUCUCGGCUGGCGGUCAUGGUCAUGGCGCUGCUGAAGAAGUGAAAACCAUUCAAGUUGUCCAUGAACAAGCUGGUGCUUCUGCUGGUGGCUAUUCCGGUGGUUACUCCGCUGGCGGUCAUGGUGCUGCUGAGGAAGUGAAAACCAUUCAAGUCGUCCAUGAACAAGCCGGUGCUUCCGCUGGUGGCUACUCCGGCGGUUUCUCCGCUGGUGGUCAUGGCGCCGCUGAAGAAGUGAAAACCAUUCAAGUUAUCCAUGAAGAGGGUGCCGCUGCUGGCGGUGCUGGUGGUUACUCAUAUGGAGGUGCCAGUGCUGGUGCCGCCCAAGAAGUCAAGACCAUUCAAGUUGUCCAUGAGCAAGGUGGUGCUUCGGCUGGGGGUUACUCAGCUGGAGGUUACUCAGCUGGAGGUUACUCGGCCGGCGGUGCUAGCGCCGCUGCUGAACAAACUAUUAAAGUUAUUCACGAAGAAACCUCCGCUGGAGGUUAUUCUGCUGGCGGUUAUGGCGAUUUUGCUGAUGCUGGCGCUUCUUCUGCUGCUGGCGCUGGUGGCUUUGACGAUGCACUUGAGACUUUGAAAUCUCUGAAGGUGAUUGGUGCUUUGAGUGCCGAUGGUGGUGCUGCUGCCGGUGGUUAUGGUGGCAGCAGCGCUGGUUCAUAUGCCAGUGCUGGCUCUGCUGGCGGUUGGCAAUAAACCUGCGCCUCAAGCAAACUGUGAUCUUACAAUCAUACCACACCACUUAUCGUUAGUUUCAUAUCGCAUCCCGCUCUGGUAUGAUUGCUCCAAAAUCUGUUGUUAUUAGUUUUAUAAGUAGUGCCACAUUUCCACUUUUAGUUUUGUAAGGCUUACAUGAAUUUAUCGGGGUGUAUCGGUAUACACCUUGUCAAUAAAUGUAAAUAGAAAAAUUUAA